AUGACUCGAGAAUCCGGUUUGGAGAUAGGUGGAAAAAUUGGUAGGGUGCUUGAUGUGGAUGUACCUGAGAAGGGUGUUCAGUGGGGUAAGUACCUGCGAGUGAGGGUCAGUGUUGACGCCAUGAAAAAGCUGGUCAGGGGGAAGAAGGUAACCAUCAAAGGAGGAGAAGCCAAAUGGGUUUUCUUCAAAUACGAACGGUUACCAAAUUUCUGCUACCAGUGUGGGAGAUUGGAUCAUGGCGUGAAGGAAUGUAAGGAAAAAGCAAGUACGGAAAACAGAGCUGGUGAUGAGGGAAUGCAAUACGGAGCUUGGCUUAGAGGCGAACCAGGGAGAAGGGGAGGUUGGGAGCAAGGAAGAAUGGGGGACGAAAAUGAUGGAGAAGGCAGGGGACUACCCCAAGUUAUUAGCAACCUUACUCCAAAAGAGAAAGUGGGCGUGCCUCCCUUACUGCCCGUAGCAGACCUAGAAGGUGACAUGGUCUGGGAAAUCUCAAAGAACGAGGACGCAAGAGAAAAGACUAAAGGAGUACUGGACAAGAAGCAUACGUGUAAGGAUUUGGGUAAGGAUUCGGGCUUAGAAUCAAGUGCAGUUGGGUCAUGGGCCGAUGAUAAUUCAAGCCCACUUGCCAUGACCUUCAACCAAGAAAAGGGAUGGGUCACAGAGCCUUUAGGCCCAACAAGUGGCCACUGGAAACGCCUAGCUAGGAAAAUAAAAACUCCAAGCCCAAAUAAGGUGGAUUGUACAAGCAAAACAAAACACAAGGGCCCGAUUCCUUUACAAGAGCUAGACCCAAAUAAUAUAAGCUCAAAACGCAGAAAAGGUAAACUUCAGGUAAGUAAGGUCACAGAUGAGAACGGGAAUAUGGUUGGCGGUGAGGCGGUGGCUGCGGUGCAGCACCGCCAAGCCUCAUGA
Molecule: messenger RNA, 912 nt
Organism: Quercus lobata
Lineage: Eukaryota; Viridiplantae; Streptophyta; Magnoliopsida; Fagales; Fagaceae
Exons: 3
Coding region: 1-912 (303 amino acids)
Molecular function (GO): nucleic acid binding; zinc ion binding
Source: RefSeq, a predicted model, not a curated record